Messenger RNA from Blumeria graminis f. sp. triticale, 1524 nucleotides. The record is from the annotation of a GenBank genome assembly. Lineage: Eukaryota; Fungi; Ascomycota; Leotiomycetes; Helotiales; Erysiphaceae.
AUGCAAUUUACACUCGUUCUAAUUGGGGCGGCUUCACUUGCCUGGGCAGCACCCCCACCAGCUCUCGCUCCAAAAACUGCAAUCACUCCAACUCCAGCUUCAAUCGACAAUCUGGCACUCAAGCCAAUAGCAUUUCCCGGUCUUUCAUCAACAGUCCCAAAGGUAGCGGUAAAUUUACCAAAGGGGGGUCAUGCGAAGGAAACAGCGCAGGAUCAGCGAUUCUUCGAAGAUAUACCGGAAAGAUUUACAUCUAUGGACAGAAUGUGGGAUAUGUCGGGUAAUAUUCUAAAUGCCAUGGCUAACGGAACAAUUCCUCCCUCCGACGUAGCGAGCCUCAUUCAGAAGCUUUUCCGAGCCGCUCAAGCCACCUCAACCCCCCGGUCGGUUUCCGAGGCACUUAGAUUAGCUGGGAGCUCUUUUGAUAACGCAAAUCCAAAUCGCCCUCGAAAUUUGCUUGGAGCUGCUCUCGCAUUGAUGAUUAAUGGUUUUACGUCGGAUGACCUCAAAAAUACCAUUGAUGGCAAUCCCCCAGCUGCGCUGGUCAAUGAUAAUCCACCUGUGCCUGCCGAUAAGAAUUUUUACCAAAAGGACGGAAAUGCUCCGUUCUCGGUAUCGGAAGACGACCUACGUGCCGCAAUUCACGUCCCCUCGGGAUUCACCUGGGGUCAGAAACAGCCAGUCUUAAUGUCACCUGGUACUGGAUCGACAGGCUUAGAAACCUUUGAACAUAAUUUCGGUGGACUUUUAGCAUCUUCAAGCGUCGCUGAUCCUGUAUACCUCAUCGUACCGCAUACCCUUCUAGACGACGUACAAGUCAACGCUGAAUUUGUCGCAUAUGCUCUCCAAUAUCUAAAUGCGAUGACCAACCGAACUGUCGCUGCUGUCACAUGGUCGCAAGGCUCCGUUGACACUCAGUGGGCUCUCAAAUACUGGCCAUCAGUGCGAAAAAUUGUGACUGACCAUAUCCCCAUCUCUGGUGACUAUGGUGGUACAACACUGGCUUACCUCCUCUGCCCCGGAUUCAGCGCUGGAAAUCAAUAUCUCUGUACCCCAGCAAUUCUACAACAAACUCAGGGUGCUCGUUUCAUCCAUCAAUUGCGCUCCAACGAUGGAGACUCUGCCUUUGUGCCCACAACUAGCGUCUACUCGGCAGCCGAUGAGAUUGUGCAACCGCAACUCGGCGAAGGUGCAUCUGCCUUCAUCAAGGAUGUUCGUGGUGUUGGUGUAUCCAACAUCUACCUGCAGCGAGACUGUGCCUCGCAACCAAGCGGUGGCCUCUAUCUGCAUGAGGGUGUACUGUACAAUCCAACUGCCUAUGCCUUGAUCAUAGAUGCGCUCACCCAUGAUGGCCCAGGAAGUCUAUCGCGCGUGACAAAUAGUUGUCGUGAUAGCGUUGCCCCAGGGCUGAAUACUGCAAGCGUUAUUCAAGCCGAGACACUCAUUCCAUCCCUUUUAUACCGCGCAUUGACAUAUUCCUCGAAACUGGUCGAGGAACCAGCAAUUAAAAGUUACGCAACUUAUUGA